UUUGUUCCUCCGUUUCUUGUUCGGAUGCACCAAAAGUGCCCAGGAUUUGCAUCCUUAUCAAAUUUCGAUACAAAGUAAUUCGCGAUUAUUCAUCCCAUACGCAGUAUUUUUGCGUUUGCAAAAAAUAAGCAGCAAAUUCCACUCCAGUUUCAGGGAAUUCUAACGAUGGCCCUCAUCAACAUAGAUGGUGAUCCAUGGCUCAGCGACCUGGAUGCGUGCGAACGGCUGAGCAAUGAAAUUCAGUCCCAUCUGGUGGCCCGCAACCGGCAGGGUCAGCUGUCGCCCGAGUACUCGUCCAUUUCCGGCCAGGUCCGGGUGCGGCUGAAGCAGUUCGGUUCCGAGCUGGAACAGUUGAACAAAAAGCUACGCUACAUAUCCGGUGCGCUGACGUCGGCCGAAGCGGAACGCCGCCAGCGGUUGGUCGAGGCGCUCCAAUCGAAGCACGUCCAGCUGCAGAAACAGUUCAGCACCGUGGAGGCGUCGGCCGAGCGGGCCAGCUUGUUCGCGCCCGGAAGCAACCGGCUGUUCGACGACGACGAUGACGACCCGGCACUGAUCCGGCCGGAAUCCAGCUACACGGUGAAUGAUCUGCGCGCCCAGCAAACGCGAAUACUGGAGGAUCAGAACGAGGGGCUGGAAGCGCUGUCCAAGGUUAUUUCAAGGCAGAAGGUGCUGGCGUCGCAGAUCGGGAACGAGGUCGAUCGACACAAUGAAAUUUUGGAUGACAUAGCAGACACUAUGGAAACCACGGAUUCCCGAUUGAAUCGGGAAACGCGCCAGAUUGGUGUCGUGACGGAACAGGAUUCCUCGACUCGUGGCUAUUGGGUGGUUAUCGGAGUGUUGGCUUUGGCUAUUGUUUUAGUGUCGAUUUUGCUGUAGCGUACGGCCAACUGGGACCUGACUGGACUGGGACGAUAUACGAAUCAAGGAACGGAGAUUUAUCUCCGGAACCUAUUUCACUAUCUUUGGAUCACAUAUUAAUGGAGAGUUUAUAUUUACAACAAUAAUUCCUACUUAUAUGAAGAUAGAUAUUAGAGCUCCAUCAUCCAAUCUGUUGUAUUUUAGAUCUGUAAGCAUGCAUAACCUUUGUCGUAGGUAUAUCUAAAUAACAAGAAUAUAUAAUACCAAAUUUUAACUUAAGCAAAUACA
Messenger RNA from Aedes albopictus (Asian tiger mosquito), 1149 nucleotides. Its product is annotated as syntaxin-8. Gene Ontology annotation, cellular component: membrane; SNARE complex; endomembrane system. Lineage: Eukaryota; Metazoa; Arthropoda; Insecta; Diptera; Culicidae. The record is from RefSeq and is a predicted model, not a curated record. Gene Ontology annotation, molecular function: SNARE binding; SNAP receptor activity. Gene Ontology annotation, biological process: vesicle fusion; intracellular protein transport.